Messenger RNA from Oreochromis niloticus (Nile tilapia), 9062 nucleotides. It is a transcript of the gene tln1, whose product is annotated as talin 1. Gene Ontology annotation, molecular function: integrin binding; structural constituent of cytoskeleton; actin filament binding. The transcript has 55 exons. Gene Ontology annotation, biological process: cell-cell adhesion; actin cytoskeleton organization. Bases 1 to 7626 code for a protein of 2541 amino acids. Gene Ontology annotation, cellular component: focal adhesion; plasma membrane; cytoplasm. The record is from RefSeq and is a predicted model, not a curated record. NCBI's taxonomy places the organism in Eukaryota, Metazoa, Chordata, Actinopteri, Cichliformes, Cichlidae.
AUGGUGGCCCUCUCAUUAAAGAUUGGUGUGGGGAAUGUAGUGAAAACGAUGCAGUUUGAGCCCUCCACCAUGGUCUACGAUGCCUGUCGCAUCAUCAGGGAGAGAGUCCCAGAGGCACAGCUUGGCCAGCCAAAUGACUACGGACUGUUUUUGUCUGAUGAAGAUCCAAAGAAAGGCAUCUGGUUGGAGGCUGGAAAGGCUCUGGACUACUACAUGUUAAGGAAUGGGGACACUCUGGAAUACAAGAAGAAGCAGAGGCCACUGAAGAUCCGCAUGUUGGAUGGGACAGUGAAGACUGUAAUGGUGGAUGACUCCAAGAUUGUCAGUGACAUGCUGAUGACCAUAUGUGCUAGAAUAGGUAUUACAAACUAUGAUGAAUAUUCACUGGUGCGAGACAUUGGUGAAGAGAAGAAGGAGGAAACCACAGGAACCCUGAAAAGAGACAAAACCCUUUUAAGAGAUGACAAGAAAAUGGAAAAGCUGAAGCAGAAACUCCACACAGACGAUGAGUUGAACUGGUUGGACCAUGGACGGACACUGAGGGAACAGGGCGUGGAGGAGACAGAGAUGUUGCUGCUGCGAAGAAAAUUCUUCUACUCAGACCAAAAUGUGGAUUCCAGAGAUCCUGUCCAGCUCAACCUGCUUUAUGUGCAGGCCCGCGAUGACAUCUUGAAUGGAUCUCAUCCAGUCUCCUUUGAUAAGGCCUGCGAGUUUGCAGGCUAUCAGUGUCAGAUUCAAUUUGGGGAUCACAACGAGUCCAAACACAAGUCUGGCUUUUUAGAUUUAAAAGAGUUCCUUCCCAAAGAAUACAUCAAGAACAAAGGAGAGAAAAAGAUCUUCCAGGCACACAAAAAUUGUCAAAACAUGACAGAGAUUGAGGCUAAAGUCAACUAUGUGAAGCUGGCCAGGUCCCUAAAAACGUAUGGUGUGUCAUUCUUUCUGGUCAAGGAGAAAAUGAAGGGUAAGAACAAACUGGUGCCUCGACUUCUGGGUAUAACCAAAGAGAGCGUGAUGAGGGUUGAUGAGAAGACCAAGGAGGUGAUCCAGGAGUGGAACCUGACCAACAUUAAACGUUGGGCUGCCUCACCAAAGAGCUUCACCCUGGACUUUGGAGAUUACCAGGACGGUUACUAUUCUGUGCAGACCACUGAGGGAGAGCAGAUAGCUCAGCUUAUUGCUGGUUACAUCGACAUCAUCCUUAAAAAGAAAAAGAGCAAAGACCACUUUGGCUUGGAGGGAGAUGAAGAGUCAACCAUGCUAGAAGACUCUGUGUCACCCAAAAAGUCCACGGUGUUGCAGCAGCAGUUCAACAGGGUCGGCAAAGUGGAGACAGGCUCAGUGGCCCUGCCAGCCAUCAUGCGCUCAGGAGCUGGUGGACCAGAGAGCUUCCAGAUGGGUUCCAUGCCUCAAGCUAAGCAGCACAUAACCAGUGGACAGAUGCACAGAGGACAUAUGCCUCCACUGACUUCAGCACAGCAAGCCCUGACUGGAACCAUUAACUCCAGUAUGCACGCUGUCCAGGCUGCCCAAGCUUCACUGGAUGAUUUUGAUACUCUGCCUCCAUUAGGAACAGAUGCAGCAUCUCAAGCUUGGCGCAAAAACAAGAUGGAUGAGUCCAAACAUGAAAUCCAUUCACAGGUGGAUGCCAUUACAGCAGGCACAGCCUCCAUGGUCAACCUCACUGCGGGUGAUCCAGCAGAGACAGAUUACACAGCAGUUGGCUGUGCCGUUACUACAAUCUCCUCCAACCUAACAGAGAUGUCAAAGGGUGUUAAACUUCUGGCAGCACUUAUGGAGGAUGAAGGAGGAAAUGGACAGCAUCUGCUUGGUGCUGCCAAGAACCUGGCCUGUGCUGUCUCUGAAAUGCUAAAGACUGCCCAACCUGCAAACACAGAGCCUCGUCAGAAUCUGCUGCAGGCUGCUGGAAAUGUGGGCCAAGCCAGCGGAGAGCUGCUUUCUCACAUAGGCGAGGCAGACACUGAUCAACAGUUCCAGGACAUGCUGAUGCAGUUGGCUAAAGCUGUGGCUAAUGCUGCAGCAGCUCUGGUGCUCAAAGCAAAGAAUGUGGCCCAGAAGACAGAAGACUCAGCCCAGCAGAACCGGGUCAUCGCAGCAGCAACUCAAUGCGCUUUGUCCACAUCUCAGCUAGUAGCUUGCACCAGAGUGGUGGCUCCAACAAUCAGCUCUCCAGUGUGCCAGGAGCAGCUAAUUGAGGCGGGCAAGCUGGUGGCUAAGUCAGUAGAGGGCUGUGUUGAGGCAUCACAGGGAGCGACCAGUGAUGAGGGUCUCCUGAAACAGGUGGGCAUGGCUGCCACAGGUGUCACACAGGCUCUUAAUGAGCUCCUUCAACACAUCAAACAAUAUGCCAGUGGAGGCCAUCCCAUUGGACGUCAUGGAGAAGCCACUGACCGCAUUUUGGAUGUCACUGAGAACAUCUUUAGCUCUAUGGGAGAUGCUGGUGAGAUGGUCCGUCAGGCUCGUAUCCUUGCUCAAGCCACGUCUGAUCUGGUCAACGCUAUCAAGAUGGAUGCAGAGGGAGAGUCUGACCUAGAGAACUCACGCAAGCUUCUUUCUGCUGCCAAGCUGCUGGCUGAUGCCACAGCCAAGAUGGUGGAAGCUGCUAAGGGUGCAGCAGCAAAUCCCGACAGUGAGGAACAGCAACAGAAAUUACGAGAGGCGGCUGAAGGUCUCCGCAUGGCCACCAACGCUGCGGCGCAGAAUGCUAUCAAGAAACGCCUAGUCAACAAACUGGAGAAUGCAGCCAAACAAGCAGCAGCAGCAGCCACUCAGACCAUUGCUGCUGCACAACAUGCAGCCUCAACCAACAAGAACCAGGCUGCCCAGCAGCAGCUUGUUGUGGGCUGCAAGGCUGUCGCAGAGCAGAUCCCUCAGCUGGUUCAGGGAGUCAGAGGCAGCCAGUCUCAGCCUGACAGCCCAAGUGCACAGCUGGCUCUCAUUAGUGCCAGCCAGAACUUCCUGCAGCCUGGUGCUAAGAUGGUUACAGCCUCCAAAGCUGCUGUUCCCACCAUCAGUGACCAGGCUUCAGCUAUGCAGCUCAGCCAGUGUGCCAAAAACCUGGCCAGUGCCUUGGCAGAGCUCCGCACUGCCUCACAAAAGGCUCAGGAAGCUUGUGGACCACUGGAAAUAGACAAUGCUCUGUCAAUGGUGAGAGAUUUGGAAAAGGAGAUCCAAGAGGCCAAGGCAUCAGCAGAAGAAGGCAAACUUAAACCACUGCCAGGAGAGACGCUUGAGAAAUGCUCCCAGGAUCUGGGUAACAGCACCAAGGCUGUGAGCUCAGCCAUAGCCCAGCUGCUGAGUGAAGCCACCCAGGGAAAUGAGAACUACACUGGUAUGGCAGCCAGAGAUGUGGCUCAGGCUCUAAAGUCACUAGCUUCGGCUGCCAGAGGAGUCGCUGCUACCACAGAUGACUCAGCAGCACGUAGUGCCAUACUGGACUGUGCUGGGGAUGUCAUGGACAAGUCAUCCAACCUUAUUGAAGAGACCAAGAGGGCGAUUGCUAAACCAGGAGAUGCAGAGAGUCAGCAGAGACUGGCCCAGGUGGCUAAGGCGGUUUCCCAGGCCUUGAACAGAUGUGUGAACUGCCUUCCUGGCCAGAGGGAUGUGGACAACGCCAUCCGCACUGUGGGCGAAGCUAGCAAGUCUCUCCUGGCUGAUUCUUUCCCAUCUAGUGGAAAGAGCUUCCAGGAGGUUCAAGCUCAUCUCAACGAGGUUGCAGCUGGUCUAAAUCAAUCAGCCAAUGAAGUGGUCCAGUCAUCCAGAGGAACCACCCAGGACCUGGCCAGGGCCACUAGCAAAUUUGGACAGGAAUUUAGCAACUUCCUAGAGGCUGGUGUUGACAUGGCUGGAACAUCUCAGUCUAAGGAGGACCAGACCCAGGUGGUGUCUAACCUGAAGACAAUCUCAAUGUCAUCAAGCAAGCUGCUUUUAGCAGCUAAAGCUCUGUCCACUGAUCCUAGCUCGCCCAACCUCAAGAACCAGCUGGCAGCAGCUGCCCGGGCCGUUACAGACACUAUCAACCAGCUCAUCACCAUGUGCACUCAGCAGGCUCCAGGUCAGAAGGAGUGUGAUAAUGCUCUCAGAGAGCUUGAGUCAGUGAAGGGGAUGCUGGAGAACCCGACAGAAGCGAUCAGUGAGCUGUCAUACUUUGACUGCAUUGACAGUGUCAUGGAGAACUCCAAGGUCCUUGGUGAGUCCAUGGCUGGUAUUUCUCAUAAUGCCAAAAACUCCAACCUGCCAGAGUUUGGUGACUCAGUCAGUACUGGCUCCAGAGCUCUUUGUGGUCUCACUGAAGCAGCUGCACAGGCUGCCUAUUUACUGGGUGUAUCAGACCCCAACAGCACAGCAGGUCAGAAGGGCCUGGUAGACCCUGCUCAGUUUGCCCGAGCUAAUCAGUCUAUUCAGAUGGCCUGUCAGAACCUGGUGGACCCAGCUUGUACUCAAUCCCAGGUGCUGUCCGCAGCAACCAUAGUGGCCAAGCACACCUCUGCGCUCUGUAAUGCCUGCAGAUUGGCCUCCUCUAAAACUCCUAACCCUGUUGCCAAGAGGCAGUUUGUCCAGUCAGCCAAAGAAGUGGCCAACACCACUGCCAACUUGGUCAAAUCCAUAAAGGCUUUGGAUGGAGCCUUUAACCAGGAGAACAGAGAAAAGUGUAAAGCUGCCACUGGUCCUCUAAUAGAAGCUGUGGACAACCUGACUGCUUUUGCCUCCAAUCCUGAAUUCGCCAGCAUUCCUGCUCAGAUCAGCCCUGAGGGUCAUGCAGCUAUGGAGCCCAUUGUGGCAGCAGCUAAGACGAUGCUGGAAAGCUCCACUGGCCUGAUCCAGACUGCACGUUCUUUGGCUGUCAACCCCAAAGACCCGCCCAAGUGGUCCGUGCUUGCUGGACACUCCAGAACUGUGUCUGACUCCAUCAAGAAACUCAUCACCAACAUGAGAGAAAAAGCUCCUGGCCAGAGAGAAUGUGAUGAUGCUAUUGAGGCACUAAACGGCUGCAUCCGUGAAGUUGAUCAGGCCUCUCUGGCAGCCAUAAGCCAGCAACUAACACCACGAGAGGACAUCUCAAUGGAGACUCUCCAUGAGCAGAUGGCUGCCUCAGUCCAUGAGAUUAGUAACUUGAUUGAUCCCGUGGCUGUAGCUGCUCGAUCUGAGGCCUCCCAGCUGGGACACAAGGUCUCUCAGAUGGCCAGUUACUUUGAGCCCCUGAUCAUGGGAGCCAUUGGCACAGCAUCCAAGAUCCUCAAUAGUCAACAACAGAUGGCUGUUUUAGACCAAACCAAAACUCUGACUGAGUCAGCCCUGCAGAUGCUCUACACUGCUAAGGAGGCUGGAGGCAAUCCCAAGGCAGCCCACAUGCACGAGGCCUUGGAAGAGUCCGUGCAGAUGAUGAAAGAAGCAGUAGAUGACUUGGGUGCCACGCUGUCUGAAGCGGCCAGUGCAGCUGGUGCAGUCGGUGGUAUGGUGGACUCCAUCAAUGAUUCCAUCAAUAAAAUGGAAGAUACACAAGUGCAAGAACCUGAAGGCACCUUUGUGGACUACCAGACUACCAUGGUUAAGACAGCCAAGGCCAUUGCUGUGACUGUGCAAGAGAUGGUGACCAAGUCUAACACCAACCCAGAUGACCUUGGAGGAUUAGCUAACCAGCUGACCAAUGAGUUUGGAAAUCUGGCCAACGAAGCCAAAUAUGCAGCCGUUACUGCAGAGAAUGAUGAAAUUGGUUCUCAUAUUAAGAAGCAGGUGGGUGAGUUGGGUUUCACCUGCACAAGUCUGGUGACAAAAGCUGGAGCUCUUCAGUGCAGCCCUAAUGACACCUUUACUAAGAAAGAGCUGAUUGAAAGUGCACGGAAAGUCUCUGAGAAGGUCUCCCAUGUGUUAGCAUCUCUGCAGGCAGGUAACCGUGGCACCCAGGCCUGCAUCACUGCUGCCAGUGCAGUGUCUGGAAUUAUUGCAGACCUUGACACCACCAUUAUGUUUGCAACUGCUGGAACUUUGAACCGUGAAAAUGCAGAAACCUUCGCUGACCACAGGGAAUGCAUCCUAAAGACAGCCAAGGCUCUGGUGGAGGACACCAAGUUGCUGGUGGCUGGUGCUGGGGCCAGUCAGGAAAGGCUGGCCCAGGCAGCUCAGUCCUCAGUGUCCACCAUUACCAAACUGGCAGAUGUGGUAAAACUGGGGGCAGCCAGCUUGGGUUCCGAAGACCCAGAGACCCAGGUGGUGUUGAUCAAUGCAGUGAAGGAUGUGGCCAAAGCCCUAGGAAACCUCAUCAGCGCCACAAAGGCAGCUGCAGGCAAGCCUCACGAUGACCCCAGCAUGCUGCAGCUUAAAAAUUCUGCUAAGGUGAUGGUGACCAAUGUAACAUCGCUCCUGAAGACUGUAAAGGCUGUGGAAGAUGAAGCCACCAAGGGGACCAGAGCUUUGGAGGCCACUAUUGAACACAUCAAACAGGAAUUGGCUGUAUUCAACAGUGCUGAUCCUCCAGCAAAGACCACCACACCAGAAGAGUUCAUCCGCAUGACUAAAGGAAUCACAAUGGCAACAGCAAAGGCAGUGGCUGCUGGGAACUCUUGUCGUCAGGAAGACAUCAUUGCCACAGCUAACCUUAGCAGAAGGGCAAUUGCUGAGAUGCUGCACUCCUGCAAGCAAGCUGCCUACCACCCAGAGGUCAGCAAAGACGUGCAAAUGAGAGCUCUGCGCUAUGGCAAUGAAUGUGCUUCUGGAUAUCUGGGAUUGCUGGAGCAUGUAUUGGUGAUCAUCAUGAAGCCAUCUCACGAUCUGAAGCAGCAGUUGGCCAGUUACUCCAAGCAGGUGGCAGGCUCCGUCACUGAGCUUAUCCAGGCUGCUGAGGCCAUGAAAGGCACAGAGUGGGUGGACCCUGAGGAUCCCACUGUCAUUGCAGAGAAUGAACUGCUGGGAGCAGCAGCAGCUAUUGAAGCUGCUGCCAAGAAACUGGAGCAGCUGAGGCCGAGGACUAAGCCCAAGGAGGCUGAUGAGAGCUUGAACUUUGAGGAGCAGAUUCUAGAGGCAGCCAAGUCUAUUGCAGCUGCCACCAGUGCUCUGGUAAAAGCUGCUUCAGCAGCACAGAGGGAGCUGGUGGCUCAAGGGAAGGUGGGGGCAAUCCCAGCUAACGCAGUAGAUGAUGGACAGUGGUCUCAGGGGCUCAUUUCAGCUGCUCGAAUGGUCGCUGCAGCAACGAACAACCUGUGUGAGGCAGCAAACUCUGCAGUACAGGGACAUGCCAGUGAGGAGAAGCUCAUCUCAUCAGCAAAGCAGGUGGCAGCCUCCACCGCUCAGCUGCUGGUGGCCUGCAAGGUCAAGGCUGACCAGGACUCACAGACCAUGAAGAGGCUCCAGGCUGCUGGAAAUGCUGUGAAAAGAGCCUCUGAUAAUCUGGUGAAAGCAGCACAAAAAGCAGCAUUUGAAGAACAAGAUGACCAGGCUGUGGUGGUCAAGAGUAAGAUGGUGGGAGGUAUUGCUCAGAUCAUUGCCGCUCAGGAGGAGAUGCUACGGAAAGAAAGGGAACUGGAUGAAGCCCGGAAGAAGUUGGCCAUGAUCAGACAGCAGCAGUACAAAUUCCUUCCGUCAGAACUGCGGGAGGAUGGCCAGGAACAGUGAGAGAAUAAGUGUGCGUGUGUAGCAACAUGCAGUGUCAUCUUUGGAAUGAUAAGGACCUGUUCUCAGCUCAAUUUUAAGUGGAGAAAACUAUAACAUAUAACUAUAACUGUAACAUUAAACAAUCUGACUUCAGUUCCACAGCAAACUGUUUCAUAUUUAGUUUCAAAAGUUAACAAUGACGUUCGUAACGCUGAUUAAGGUAUCUGUACUUUUGAUUAUAUGGUUACACACCUAUCAGUAUCUUUUUCUCUAUUUUGAAUUUUUUUUUCAUCUUUGUGUGCACAUGCUGUGUAAAAUGGCAAUCAUGCCAUUAAAUUAUGCUUGCCUUAACUGUCCUAGAUAUAGAUAUCUUAUAUAGGCAAGCACAAUUAAUGCUUCCAUGACAAUUAUGCAGAAUCUAUGCAAAUUUUAUAUGCCGUGUGUGCGAGCGUGUGUGUGUGCAGGUAUGCGUGUAUGUGUGUUUACAGACAAAGUGCCUUGAUGUAUAAGAGUUCAUUGUGAAAAAGAGAUCUGUGGUUGUAUGACAGUAAUGAUAUUCAAUAUGUUAAUUGACGUACUGGUUAAACUUAAUAUAUAAAAUUAAACAUUUUAAAUCUGAAUUUGGAUAAAAUAAUUAUACAGUGGAAAAAUCAUAGUGUUUUUUUUUUUUUUUUUUAAACUAUGACCUUCAGAAAAUGUUAAAAAUAUAUCCUCCAGUACAUUGGUAUGUUUUUCUGUGUGGGUUUUUGGAUUUAACCAUCUACAGUAUUUAGCCAGAAAUCAGACUAGAGGACUCAUUUGUGUUCAAAUUAUGAAGCCAUAUAUUUAAUUUUUAAAUAUCUGAGAUUGUUGCAAAGAGUCCAGCACUGUCAGGAUUUCUUUAAACAAAUAAAGUGUUUUAAAUUUAUACCUUUAUGUAUUAUGUACCAGGGACAUGGGAUCAGCUGUAAGUUUAUACUUAUAUCCUAAGUUUUUAGUACUUUAUAUUGCUUGAUUAGGAUCUAGUAGAGAAAAAUUAUGAAUAUAUUUUUGCAAUUACACAGUGAAAUAGAGUGUAUUUGCAACAGGAAUAUUUGACAUUAAAUUGACUGUAUUUGGAUGCUUAGUGGUUAUUGACUUCCUCCUAUGAUAUGUUAUCUGUGGGAUUUUUCUAAAGAAUUCCUGUAACUGAAAAGGAAAUGAUCUGAGUUAUAUAUUGGCAUUUUAUAUGGAUGAACACAAAAAUAGAUUAUAAGAUGAUGAUUUAAAUCUGCCCUUACGUUGGCCUUUUGUCUUUUGCAUAUUAUUUGCAUAUUAUUUUUAGGAUAGCUAGAGCAGUAUGCAGUAUAACAUACAAAGCCUUUUUAAAAUUUUGUGCACAUUUUGACUAAUUAUAAUGCUCAUUCACAUUAGUACCGAUGAUGGACACUGUAACUGUGAUUUAUAUUCAAUAAAGACAGUGUUUAAAGAGAUGUUGA